Messenger RNA from Synchiropus splendidus (mandarinfish), 3048 nucleotides. Its product is annotated as 5-beta-cholestane-3-alpha,7-alpha-diol 12-alpha-hydroxylase-like. The transcript has a single exon. Gene Ontology annotation, molecular function: iron ion binding; heme binding; sterol 12-alpha-hydroxylase activity. The record is from RefSeq and is a predicted model, not a curated record. NCBI's taxonomy places the organism in Eukaryota, Metazoa, Chordata, Actinopteri, Syngnathiformes, Callionymidae. Bases 1422 to 2951 code for a protein of 509 amino acids.
AAACCUUCUACAAACUUACUUGGAGUGUAGAAGUCAAACAAAAACGUAGAUUUAUCUUGCUAUUGAUGUGGGACUGCUAAUAUUUUGAACACAACUGUGCGUGUGAAUGAGGGCAGUGAAGCCCAACUGGACUCCUGUCGGGUGAAAACAACCGACUGCCGUCGACAAUUGUAUUAUUCCUCAGCGUAUUUCCUCGCCCUUUGUUCUGACUGGACAUCAGACACUUGCUUGAAGCUCUAAUAGGCCGUGAUGCGAUCAUGGACGGGCCUGUUUCCACGGAGGAGGUCAUACACCAGCAAGCACGCCAGUGUGUCAUGAGUGUGAUGCAGUAAAGGACCAAGAAUAGAAAGGUGUUUUUCUCUUCUCACUCUCAACAGUUGCCUGUAAUGAAGCCACGCUUCGUUUAAAAGAAGCAUUUCAAGGGUGAAUGACUCCUCAUCCAGCCUGAGGUGCUAGAACAUUCCACCCCUUCCUUGUAAACCUCUCAGUCUCGGAGCAAAAGCAGCCCAUAAUAGCGUCUGCAAUACCUGUAGUUUCCCAGUAGAGGGCGCACUCGGUGUGAUGUAUCACUCUCUUUCCACGUUUUCUCCAGUCUGGAAAAUAAAUGUGUUGGUGGACCACACUCUUGCUGGUUCAAGCUUUGGUACAUCUGCGCACGAGGAACAUCUGUCGUCAUGGCGACGAGCAAGGUCACCGCACAGCUGUUUGAAAGGAAGAAGGUUCUUAUUUAGCGUCUUGUUUUUCAGUUGUAGUUGUUACCUUUGUCAAGUAGGUUAUGUGAUGUUGACUUAUCAGUGUGAGGCCACAGAACUGCUCAUCAAACAAAGAGUUCGGCUAUUGACAAAGGUGAUGUGUAUAUUUGUGCAAAUAACCUCAACCACAUGGUGUUGACAUCAAGUCUGUGUGGACACUGAACUUGGUGCAUAACGCAGAGCACAGGUCUGCCACUCAGUAAGAACCAUACAUUUACCUCUCACUGCAAAAGAACGUUGUUUUUCUAAAGGAACCCAGAACGUAAAUGCUUCAUUGGAACAAGCUAGUAGUUUGUUCUGUGGUCAGUUUGGCCUCAGUCUGGGUUUGAGCCAAACAAAUCAUUCCAGGAACAAGUACCUCGACUCUUCUGGACGUCCUUCAGUUGGACAUAACAGUGUCAGUGGUUGUCGUGGAGAAGUGGACAAAUACAUGAAGAAACCAUGAUCACAGACUUCAAGCUACUUCUCCAAGUGGUUGAGAUAACGCCUCGGGCUAAUGCAUCACGUACACGUUUGUUUGCUCAGAUGAGAGCAGUGGAACAGCUCAGUUGGUUCUGGCAUCACUGUUGUUGUCCAAGAGGAGGGAGGUUCUGGGACGAUACACAGAACCAGGAGCUGAUCAGGUUUAAAGCGUCAAGCACUCGAGCUGCUUCCUGAGAGUUGUGAAACAUGGAGUCUCUGGUGGCACUUGUCCUCACCCUCGCUGCUGCAGCUCUGGGCGUCUGGUACCUGCUGGGGGUUUUCCGGCAGCGCCGUCCUGGAGAGCCCCCUCUGGACAAGGGGCUGGUUCCCUGGCUCGGUCAUGUCCUGGAGUUUCGCAGGAACACCAUGAAGUUCCUGGAGAGGAUGCAGCAGAAGCACGGCGAUGUCUUCACCGUACGGCUGGGGGGCCACUACGUGACCUUUCUUCAGGAUCCCUUCUCUUUGGGCGCUUUUACCAAAGAGAGCCGGGAAAAGCUGAAUUUCAACAAGUUUGCCAGGCAGCUGGUGCUGCGAGUGUUUGGCUACAGAGCUAUUGAGGGGGAUCACGACAUCCUGAUCUCCUCCAGCAACAAGCACCUGAAGGGCGACGGCCUGGAGGUCAUGACUCAAGCCAUGACGACUAACCUACAGAACCUCAUGCUGCACAGCAUCAGAUCUGGUCCAGACCACAGGACCUGGGUUGAAGAUGGACUCUUCGUGUACUGUUACAACGUGGUGUUCAGAGCUGGCUACCUGUCCUUGUAUGGAAACCAUCACACAAGUGAGGGCAGUGAGGAGACGGCCAAGGAGAGAGACAGAAGGGAGUCGGAGGCUUUGUUCCAUGAAUUCCGGAAAUAUGACCAGCUGUUUCCCAACCUGGUUUACGGGAUUCUGACCCCCAAAAAACGGCUGGAGGUGCAGAGACUGUUGGAAUUCUUCUGGGAUGCCUUGUCAGUGGGCAAGAUCAAGUCCAGAGACAACAUCGGUGGAUGGGUGAGGGACUUGCAGCGAGCCAAAGAGCAGAGGGGGAUGAAGGAGGACAUGAUAUCCAGGUACAUGUUUGUGCUUCUCUGGGCGUCGCAGGGCAACACUGGGCCCUCUUCCUUCUGGCUUCUCCUCUUCCUCAUGAAGCACCCAGAAGCCAUGGAGGCUGCCAAGAAAGAGGUGGAGGAGAUCGUGAAACAGUCUGGGCAGGAAGUCAGUCGGGACGGUCCUUUGCUGGACGUGAGCCGUGAAAUGCUGAUGAAAGCGACGACCCUGGACAGCAUCAUUGAAGAGACCCUCAGACUCACAGCUGCCCCCCUCCUCACGCGGGCAGUGCUUCAGGACAUGACCAUCAAGAUGGCCGACGGCCGCGAGUACUUGCUUCGCCAAGGUGACAGGAUGGCGGUGUUCCCCUACAACGCUGUCCACAUGGACCCGGAGAUCCACCCGGACCCUCUCUCCUUCAGGUACGACCGCUUCCUCCGUCCAGACGGGAGCAAGAAAAGCGACUUUUACAAGGGAGGGAAGAAGGUCCGCUACGGCACCAUGCCCUGGGGCGCCGGGGUCUCCAUGUGUCCGGGCCGGUUCUUUGCCACCAACGAGCUGAAGCAGUUUGUUUUCCUCAUGCUGGUCUACUUCCAGUUCGAGCUCAAGGAUCCUGAGGAGAAGGUCCCGGAUAUCGAUGCUCGGAGGUUCGCCAUUGGAGCAGUCCAGUCGGACAGAGAAGUUCAAUUCCGCUACCGACUGAAAUAAUAACGCAUCUUAAGCGUCAGUCGCUGAAAGUCCAAUGUUCAUUGUUGGGAAUUAUGGGUUCUUCUCGCUGCUCUUUUUCGGUCCUGCGUAUAAAGGU